Messenger RNA from Prinia subflava (tawny-flanked prinia), 606 nucleotides. It is a transcript of the gene ARL14EPL, whose product is annotated as ADP ribosylation factor like GTPase 14 effector protein like. The transcript has 3 exons. Gene Ontology annotation, cellular component: intracellular membrane-bounded organelle. NCBI's taxonomy places the organism in Eukaryota, Metazoa, Chordata, Aves, Passeriformes, Cisticolidae. The record is from RefSeq and is a predicted model, not a curated record. The coding region runs from base 91 to 606 and encodes 171 amino acids.
UUGCUACUGAUUAAGAACACAUAAAAGCCUUGUGCAGAUAUCCUCUGCUUAGUUUGAAACUUUAAAUUGCAAGUCUCUUUAUAUCGUGGUAUGUGUUUAAUAAAUAGGUGCAUAUUUCACAAGAGUGGCCAAAUGAGUGAUCUCAUGGAAGAAAACUGCAAGAAAAGCUAUUCUUCCCAGGAAACAUCUGCAGGAAAAAGAGCGCCUCCUGCUAAGGACUGCCCAAUAAGACGCAAAAAAAUGCAAAAACUGGAGAGACAAUUAAAAUGCUUAGCCUUUCAAAAUCCAGGACCUCAGGUAGCUGACUUCAAUCCUGAAACUAGACAGCAGAAAAAGAAAGUGUGCAUGUCACAGAUGAAACAAAGUUUUUUUUAUGAGUCCAAAUCUACAAAGAAAUAUGACAAACAUGGCAGACUGCUUUGUAAUGGCAUAGAUUUAUGUGACUGCCUGGAAACUGACUGCCUGGGUUGCUUCUAUCCUUGCCCCAAAUGCAAUUCAAACAAAUGUGGACCAGAAUGUCGCUGCAAUAGAAAAUGGGUUUAUGAUACCAUCGUGACUGAAGGUGGGGAUGUGAUCAGUGCGCUACCAUUUUCUGUCCCUGACUGA